Clupea harengus (Atlantic herring) is the source of this 953-nucleotide messenger RNA. Its product is annotated as ADP-ribosyl cyclase/cyclic ADP-ribose hydrolase 1-like. Gene Ontology annotation, biological process: positive regulation of B cell proliferation. The transcript has 8 exons. Gene Ontology annotation, molecular function: NAD+ nucleosidase activity, cyclic ADP-ribose generating; phosphorus-oxygen lyase activity. The record is from RefSeq and is a predicted model, not a curated record. The coding region runs from base 131 to 895 and encodes 254 amino acids. Gene Ontology annotation, cellular component: plasma membrane. NCBI's taxonomy places the organism in Eukaryota, Metazoa, Chordata, Actinopteri, Clupeiformes, Clupeidae.
GAAAAAUUAUUUAAACUGUUAAUUUAAAUGUUACAUACGUUAAAAGGGGAAGUGGAAAGAGGAAGUUUCAGAAACGGUCGGCUUGCUGCGUGAUAGAGGAUUCCAUAAUGGUUAAGAGAAAUAACUUGAUAUGUCUGAGUGUGGUUUCAUAGCCCCAGUUAUCCUAGCUGUUAUACUUGGACUUAUUCUUUGGCCCGACAGUCUACAGGAAAAAAUCAAGAAGAGAUGUGAAACGUAUUUGGAAAAGCACGGCCUACCGAGUCAAAAUGACUGUGAGAAGAUUUGGGAUUCAUUCAGACAAGCAUUUGUGGAAAAGGAUCCAUGUGAAGUCCCUCCAGACGCUUAUGACUCCCUAAUACACACCGUGUCCCAAGUGUCCCAAGAGCCAACAUGUAACAGGAUGAUGUUCUGGAGCAAAACUAAAGAAAAAGUCCAUGAGUUUGCGAAGAAAUGUUCUUAUGUGACUCUCGAGGACUUUCUACUUGGCUUCCUCCUGGAUAAUCUCACUUGGUGUGGCAAAAGUGGGAGCCAAGAAACCUUUACCACAGGAUGCCCAAGCUGGUCAGAUUGUGUGAACAAUCCUGUGCGCUCAUUCUGGAUCCAAGCUUCAGCAGCAUUUGCAGCAUCUGCAUGUGGUGAUGCCUUUGUCAUGCUGGAUGGAGCCAUAGAUAUGCCUUAUAAUCCAGACAGCACUUUUGCUUCUGUAGAAGUCAAGCAUUUCAACUCAUCCAUCAUGAAGAGCUUGACCGUCUUGCUUGUCACCAAAGAAGGAGACACGAAAACCUGUGAGAGUGAUGAAUCACUGAAACAUCUGCAAACCGACCUGGGCUCUAACUUGAAAUAUCAGUGCAAAGUCGUUCCACAGUCACAACUUCAGACUUGCAUUGUUGAUUAGUGGCGACUUCAGUUCAGUCAACACGUGGUUCACGCAGAAGCCUAUCCACUGCCUGUCC